UAAACCGUAACACCGAACGACUGUUUUUUUUGACAGCGUAGCCAAACCGAUACUUUCCACAAAUUCGUCGGGACUAUUUUGUAGGAGAUUCACAUGAGUUAAAACACAUAGUUUAGUGCUACUGUUGAUGUAUGCACACGAGACUUGUGGAGAAAACCAAAAAGGGGUUGCUAUCAUGUGCAAGACGCGCGAGCUAACGCCCUAGCAAUGAUAACUGGAUUUUGGGUUUGCUGAUGUUAAAUAGUCCGCGGAUUUGUCUGAACGCGAACGAUGACCAGUGGCUCGGUGCCUGAAUGUAUGCGAAGACUCUCCGGAGACAGACUUAAAGAGGAGUGCGUGAUAAGGAAAGUAAUGUUACCGCGGGUGUGAUUUGGAGCAUGGGCUCUUUGGGGUUUAUUUACAACUAGAUACUCGUCGUAGCGGAUACGCUUUGUGUUUUCGCCCUCGAAUGACUACGGUUGCACCGCCGGUGAUGUUGGCGACCGUCGGCCAAACGCCCCGGUUCUCCGAAUUGGGACCGAGCAGCCAAACUUCGUUGUGAAACCAUGAAGAAGUGCGAGUAUCAACAAAUCGACCCCCGGACACUCCAGACGCCGACGCCGACCCCUCCGCCUCGCCUCGGACCCGAGAGAGAGGAGCCCAAAGGACGGAGGAGGAAGUGGCAAGUUUUCCCGGGAAAGAAUCGCUUCUACUGCGAUGGACGGAUCAUAGUGGCCCGGCAGAGUGGGGUCCUGCCCCUCACCCUGGGCCUCAUCCUCAUCACAAGUGGAUUGUUCUUCAUAUUUGACUGUCCCUUCCUGGUCAAACACCUGACCAGCUGCAUACCUGUUAUUGGAGGAGGCCUCUUUGUGUUUGUGGUCAUCACCUUGCUCCAGACCAGCCUCACAGACCCUGGCAUCCUGCCCAGAGCAACUCCAGAUGAGGUUGCAGACAUUGAAAAACAGAUUGACAACACUGGAAACACCAGCUAUCGGCCUCCACCACGCACCAAGGAAAUCCUCAUCAACCAGCAGGUGGUGAAGCUCAAGUACUGCUUCACCUGCAAGAUGUUCCGGCCUCCGCGCACCUCCCACUGUAGCCUGUGUGACAACUGUGUGGAGCGAUUUGACCAUCACUGCCCUUGGGUGGGGAACUGUGUGGGGAAACGCAACUACCGUUUCUUCUACACCUUCAUCGUGUCGCUCUCCUUCCUGACGGCAUUCAUCUUCGGCUGUGUGACCACACAUCUAGCACUGAUGGCUCAAGGUGGAAGGGGCCUGGUGUUUGCUCUGCAGGAGAGUCCGGGCAGUGCGGUGGAGCUGGUGAUAUGUUUCUUCUCAGUCUGGUCCAUCUUGGGCCUCUCGGGCUUCCAUACCUACCUGGUUGCUUCCAACCUGACCACUAAUGAAGAUAUUAAAGGCUCCUGGUCAGGGAAGAGUGGAGAAGAUGUCUCCAACCCAUACAGUCAAAGAAACAUAUUUAUCAACUGUUGUUCUGUGCUCUGUGGGCCCAUGCCACCCAGCUUAAUCGACAGACGGGGUUUCCUGCCCUCGGAGGAGUCUGUCCAGUCGGCGGGUGUGGACAUCGAGCCGCCCACUGCGGCCACUAAAAACGUGUGCACACAGGGAACGAAAGGUCUGCUGGAGUCGGCCGCGAUCCCUCCGCUCUUGUCCACCUCGUGUCCUCAGGGGAAACCUCACUCGGCUCACACCGGCCCCACGGUGAACUCUGACCCUUCGCCGGAGCUCUCCGCGAGCUGCGGGGUCCGCCAGGCCGCUGCUGCCGCUGCCGGCUCCCGUGGCGUAGAUACCUCUCCGCCACGUCGCACCAAGACGCGGUCAAAGAAAAGCAAACGAGCGCCGUUGGAUAUUGACAACCUUUCCUUCGACGGGCCCGUUUCCCCUACCUCUCCGGACGCUGGCCCCAGAUCCAAAGCCGGGGGCCACAAAGGUGCCCGCUUCGCCUCUUGGCACUGACUGAAAAGAGAGCCAAGCGAAAAGCACACACAUUGUCUGAAGCUCGCAUGCGGUAACACAGAUACAAGUGGUAUGAGUUCAAAAACAUGUAUUAUUUGUUGGUCCUCUGAAAGCUCUGGAUCUGGUCAUCGUGGAUGAGGAUGACAAUCACUGAGAUAUGUAUUUGUGUGUUCGGUUCGUAGAGGAUGUAGCAACACUAGAGCAGAUUGGAUGUAUAAACGUAGCCUUUGGUGUCCAAGGAAAAGCACACGAAAAGAGGAAAUGCUCAAGAUGGCGUAAGUGGUGUACGGAUAGACCCAUAUGCCUUUCUGAUGAUUCUCAUGUAAAACAUGAAUCUUACCAGCAUGUCAGAUCCAUCAUAUUGUGAACUAGUAGUGGCUUUGAUGUAUCAGGUGGACAAAAAGCUGUGUUUGGUCUGAAAAGGGAUAAUCUAUUGCAAAUGCUGAAUUGACAUAUGCCAUUUCUAUAACGUUGUGCAGCUCAGUUUAUAGUGUGGACUUGAGCCGGUUUCUCAGCAGUUUGAGCUGAUGAUGUCAUCUUGAGACAUAUAGACAGUGAAUAGUUGAACAGGUUAUGAGAUUCAUACUGGAAAGCUCUGCCUUGGAUGCACAGAUGGGUGAUACAUUAAUGCUAUACAGCUCAUUUCCUCCUGGGCUCCUUUAGUAGGUUAAUCCGGCUCUGAGAGGAGAGCAAUAUCUAACACAUUGCUCAAAAAUGUCCAAUAUGUUAUCAGUUGGGUUGCGAUUUAAUGACUGUGAAGCUAUAGCUUACAGCAUUAAUUUCUCAAAUUGUUCUUUAUUGCCCAUCUGUUAUAUCUCAAAGAAAGAUGGAUGAGUCUAUUGCAGUCCAGGUUAAGGUAUUGGUAUUGUAUUUAUAACUAAUACAGGACUUUCACCCAGCAGACUGUUGUUCGUGUCCCAUGUGAAAGCAAAAGUAAAUAUUGACUUCACCCUGUUACUUAAUGUUAUAAAAAAAAGUCCGCUCAUAACACGUGUGAAUUCAGAUUUUGGGUGCAUUUUCCCUGUAGCGUUGCCCAUACAGCACAGUGUGUAUUCGUUGUAUCAGUUUGUAUUGUUGUUCAGAUUGUUGCGCCGUAUGGCAGUGAAUGCAACUGCAUGCUAUUGACUAAAGACGUAUUUUCAAUUUAGUUUAUUGACAUUGAUUCAAACAUCCCUUUACACACCCGAGAGAUCCUGUAGCACAAUUUUGUAGGAACACUGGGAUUUGGAGUCCUGAAGAUCGUUGUGUGUGUGAAUUGAAGCGGCACUGUUUAUUGCCUGUGUGCUGCAGCACCUCCUGCUCAUGCUGUCGUUAAUAUCAGCCACCGAUUUAAAGUUUCCACGUCCGGCUCACACUUUGUAUAUGCAACAACAAUAUCUGCUCUCUCCUCCGUAAAAUGUUUGCUUCGACUCAUCUAAGAAUGUGAACGGUGAUUUGUUCUCAGGUGGAAAUGUCUAUAGGGGUGGAUAUCAAUAUGCAAGUGACAUAUCAUGUUGACCCUCAUUUCAACCUGAUGGACACACACACACACACACACACACACCUCAGAGUCAUCCGAGCACAUUCAUGAUGUCACACAUACAAGUAAUGCAUUUCGGAGGAGAAAAACAAUGUGCUAUAUUUGUACAAACGUUAAGGUUAUUUAAGACAACGCUACCGUCGAAGAAAAGGGAAAAGGAAAAUAAAGUUCCGUGAAAUAAAGAGGCUCAGUUGGUGUGUGUGUGUGGUGUAAGCAUAUCUAAAAAUCAAACCGAGGGAAGAGUCAAACAAAACAGCUGCACACUGUUGUAACUCUCCCGGCACAUUUGAAUGUCUCUGUUACAUCAGCUCUAAUCGAGGCCUUCGUCAGGCAUCAUCAUCAUUAUCGUCGUCAUCAUCAUCAUUCAGGAAAGAGAAGCAUCAAGAUCAAUAUAAAAUAAAUGUUUAACAUAAAAACUCAAAUAUAUAGCAUAUAUCACAUUUAAUGUCUGGAAAAAAAGUACCAUAAAAUACUAUGUAAUAUGCAUAUAAUAUACAUAUUUAUGAAUACAGGCAUGUUCAGUUCAGCAAUAGGCCAACAUUCGUAUUAAUACAUAUUCAAGAUAUAUAAAAGAUGAGUCUAAUAUAUAUUGUAAAUCACAAAAAACAUUUAAAAAAUGAUCAUCAAACUACACAGAAAAAUACAAAAAGUAGAAAUUAAAAUGGAAAAGUAGAAAACAAUUUAAUAUAUGACUCGUAAUUCAGGGAGGUUCAGCCCAGCAGUGGGCCAGAAGUCGUAUUGAUGUCUACAAAACACAACAAAAACACAAGAAAGAAGAACAUGGGAAGGGUGGUUAUUACUUUUUGUAUUUUUCGAUGUCGUUGUUCUUCAUGUUUAUUGUUUUACUCAAUCUUUUAUGUAUGGUAUUUAAUAUGUAGGUAUUAAUAAACACAGUGCAUUUUGCUGAACUUCAUCUGCUUUUACCCCCAAAGAAAAUAUUUUAAAUAUAUAUAUUUCAUAUAACUAUGCUUGUUUAAUACCGAUGAUAAUAUUGAUGACAGCGUCAUUCAGCUCGGCUCUGUUUGAGGGUGGAUUGACACUCAGUCGUGCAGAUCUUGAACGCCUCAGUUGAUGAAUGUCUUGUAUUUUGCUCGCUCUGCUUCAUGAUGGUGAUUCAAUAAUUUCUGACAAAGUUCUCUUGAUAGAUUAAAAAAAGUGCACAAUUAAAAUGGCAGAGCUUGUGA
Messenger RNA from Pseudoliparis swirei, 4658 nucleotides. RefSeq names its product zinc finger DHHC-type palmitoyltransferase 18b (gene zdhhc18b). The record is from RefSeq and is a predicted model, not a curated record. The transcript is spliced from 9 exons. Gene Ontology annotation, biological process: protein targeting to membrane; peptidyl-L-cysteine S-palmitoylation. Gene Ontology annotation, cellular component: Golgi apparatus; endoplasmic reticulum. The coding region runs from base 546 to 1955 and encodes 469 amino acids. Gene Ontology annotation, molecular function: protein-cysteine S-palmitoyltransferase activity. NCBI's taxonomy places the organism in Eukaryota, Metazoa, Chordata, Actinopteri, Perciformes, Liparidae.